Messenger RNA from Capra hircus (goat), 3184 nucleotides. It is a transcript of the gene LONP1, whose product is annotated as lon peptidase 1, mitochondrial. Gene Ontology annotation, molecular function: single-stranded DNA binding; ATP binding; serine-type endopeptidase activity. Gene Ontology annotation, biological process: protein quality control for misfolded or incompletely synthesized proteins; chaperone-mediated protein complex assembly; mitochondrion organization. Lineage: Eukaryota; Metazoa; Chordata; Mammalia; Artiodactyla; Bovidae. The coding region runs from base 124 to 3015 and encodes 963 amino acids. The transcript has 18 exons. The record is from RefSeq and is a predicted model, not a curated record. Gene Ontology annotation, cellular component: mitochondrial matrix.
CGCAGCCAUCCGUUUCCGGCCACCCCUCCCGCGGGCACUCAGACACGCGCCGGUCGUCACGUGCGCCCCAGCCAGGCCCACGGAAAUGACGCAAGUCUUACGCGCCGCCAGGAUGGCCGGGCCAUGGCGGGGGGCACAGGCUGUGUGCGGCUGUGGGGAGCUGCAAGGUGUUGGGCGCUUCGGCGGCCGCUACUGGCCGCCGCCGGGGGGCGGGUGCCGAUUGCGGCCAGAGCUUGGUUGCCCAGAGGCCAGAGGGCCUGCGACGCCUCGCCUCCCUGGGCGCUGUGGGGCCAAAGCCCCGCGGCCGCGGGCCACUGGCGGGGACUUUGGGAGGCGAAUAACCGCAGCGGCGGCGGCGCCUUCUCGGGAAGCGAGGAUGCCUCCGAGGGCGGCGCGGAGGACGGGGCCUCGGGCGUGGGAGGCAGCGCGGGCGGCGGGGAGGGCCCUGUCAUAACGGCGCUGACGCCGAUGAUGAUCCCGGACGUAUUCCCGCACCUGCCGCUCAUCGCCGUUACUCGCAACCCAGUGUUCCCGCGCUUUAUCAAGAUUGUUGAGGUUAAAAAUAAGAAGCUGGUUGAGCUGCUAAGGAGGAAAGUCCGCCUUGCCCAGCCAUACGCCGGCGUCUUUCUAAAGAAAGAUGACAACAAUGAGUCCGACGUGGUUGAGAACCUGGAUGAGAUCUACCACACGGGGACGUUCGUGCAGAUCCACGAAAUGCAGGACCUGGGGGACAAGCUGCGCAUGAUCGUCAUGGGACACCGGAGGGUUCACAUCAACCGACAGCUGGAGGUGGAGCCUGAGGAGCCUGAGGGCGAGAACAAGCAGAAGCUGCGCAAGAAGCCCAAGCGGAGCAAGAAAGAGGCAGAAGAGGACGGGGCCACCAAGCGGCCGCUGGAGGUGGUGGUGGGGCCUGGUCACAGCCCCGCCGGCGAGGUGCUCAUGGUGGAGGUGGAGAAUGUGGUCCACGAGGACUUCCAGGUGACGGAGGAGGUGAAGGCGCUGACUGCGGAGAUCGUGAAGACCAUCAGGGACAUCAUCGCCUUGAACCCACUCUACAGGGAGUCAGUGCUGCAGAUGAUGCAGGCCGGCCACAGGGUGGUGGACAACCCCAUCUACCUGAGCGACAUGGGCGCAGCGCUGACGGGGGCCGAGUCCCACGAGCUGCAGGAAGUCCUGGAGGAGACCAAUAUUCCAAAGCGGCUGUAUAAGGCCCUGUCCCUUCUCAAGAAGGAGUUUGAACUGAGCAAGCUGCAGCAGCGCCUGGGCCGGGAGGUGGAGGAGAAGAUCAAGCAGACACACCGCAAGUACCUGCUGCAGGAGCAGCUGAAGAUCAUCAAGAAGGAGCUAGGCCUGGAGAAGGAUGACAAGGAUGCCAUCGAGGAGAAGUUCCGUGAGCGGCUCAAGGAGCUUGUGGUCCCCAAGCACGUCAUGGACGUGGUGGACGAGGAGCUGAGCAAGCUGGGCCUGCUGGACAACCAUUCCUCCGAGUUCAACGUCACCCGCAACUACCUGGACUGGCUGACGUCCAUCCCGUGGGGCAAGCACAGCAACGAGAACCUAGAUCUGGCGCGGGCCCAGGCGGUGUUGGAGGAGGACCACUACGGCAUGGAGGACGUCAAGAAGCGCAUCCUGGAGUUCAUUGCCGUCAGCCAGCUCCGGGGCUCCACCCAGGGCAAGAUCCUCUGCUUCUAUGGGCCCCCGGGCGUGGGCAAGACCAGCAUCGCCCGCUCCAUCGCCCGUGCCCUGAACCGGGAGUACUUCCGCUUCAGUGUUGGCGGCAUGACAGAUGUGGCCGAGAUCAAGGGACACAGGCGGACAUAUGUGGGCGCCAUGCCGGGCAAGAUCAUCCAGUGUCUGAAGAAGACCAAGACGGAGAACCCCCUGGUCCUGAUAGACGAGGUGGACAAGAUCGGCCGGGGCUACCAGGGCGACCCCUCAUCUGCGCUGCUUGAGCUGCUGGACCCUGAGCAGAAUGCAAACUUCCUGGACCACUACCUGGACGUGCCCGUGGACUUGUCCAAGGUGCUGUUCAUCUGCACGGCCAACAUCACCGAGACCAUCCCUGAGCCACUGCGGGACCGUAUGGAGAUGAUCAACGUGUCAGGCUACGUGGCCCAGGAGAAGCUCGCCAUUGCUGAGCGGUACCUGGUUCCUCAGGCCCGUGCCCUCUGUGGCCUGGACGAGAGCAAGGCCAAGCUGUCGUCCGACGUGCUGACCCUCCUCAUCAAGCAGUACUGCCGGGAGAGCGGUGUCCGCAACCUGCAAAAGCAGGUGGAGAAGGUGUUACGGAAGUCUGCCUACAAGAUUGUCAGUGGUGAGGCUGAGUUUGUGGAGGUGACGCCCGAGAACCUGCAGGACUUCGUGGGGAAGCCGGUGUUCACAGUGGAGCGCAUGUAUGACGUGACGCCGCCUGGCGUGGUCAUGGGCCUGGCCUGGACGGCCAUGGGAGGCUCCACGCUGUUUGUUGAGACGUCCCUGAGACGGCCGAGGGACAGAGACAGUGACAGUGACAACGGGGACAAGGAUGGGAGCCUGGAGGUGACGGGCCAGCUGGGGGAGGUGAUGAAGGAGAGCGCCCGCAUCGCCUACACUUUUGCCAGGGCCUUCCUGAUGCAGCAUGAUGCCUCCAACAAGUUCCUGGUGACCUCGCACAUCCACUUGCACGUGCCUGAGGGUGCCACCCCCAAGGACGGCCCAAGUGCCGGCUGCACCAUCGUCACGGCCCUGCUCUCCCUGGCUCUGGACCGGCCAGUGCGGCAGAACCUGGCCAUGACGGGUGAGGUCUCCCUCACAGGCAAAGUGCUGCCUGUGGGCGGCAUCAAGGAGAAGACCAUCGCGGCCAAGCGUGCUGGGGUGACCUGCAUCGUCCUGCCAGCUGAGAACAAGAAAGACUUCUACGAUCUGGCUGCCUUCAUCACCGAGGGCCUGGAGGUGCACUUCGUGGAGCACUACCGCGAGAUCUUCGACAUCGCUUUUCCGGAGGAGAGGGCCGAGGCCCUGGCGGUGGGGCGGUGACCGCAGCCCUUGGUACGCUUGGUGCUGCUGGGCCUGGCCCCCGCCGGAACUGCACCCCUGGAGGGGCUCUGGGCAGCUGAGCCCCAGCAAGCUUGGGGGGAGACUGGAAGCCCGAUCUUACUAUGACUCAAUCAGUGUAUUUAAUUAUGAUUAAAAACCGUUUCCAGUA